CCGACAGAGGACUGAGAGCUGCAGAAAGACAGAAGAGCCUCACUGAUGCCCACGCUCUCUGGUUUUUAGACUUCUUCAUCAUCAUCAUCUUCGUCAUCGUGGUCAGCCAUGUCCGUUCUUCCUCUCUGGGUCAGAAUGCUGCGGAAAGUCUGGAGGUUGAAGGGCGUCUUCAUCCUCGUCUGCAGCCCAUUCCUGCUGCUGCCCCUCGCUCUCAGCACCAUGGAGGCGGCCUGUGCUUAUGUCAUCGCCCUCAUGGCGGUGUACUGGUGCACCGAGGUGCUGCCGCUGGCGGUGACAGCGCUGCUGCCGACCAUCCUCUUCCCCAUCCUCGGCAUCAUGGAGUCCAAAGACGUGUGUAUGCAGUACCUGAAGGACACUAACAUGCUGUUUGUGGGGGGUCUGAUGGUCGCCGUGGCCGUGGAGCACUGGAACCUCCACAAACGUAUCGCACUCCGAGUCCUGCUGCUGGUCGGGGUUCGACCUGCCCUGCUGAUGUUGGGUUUCAUGGGAGUCACCGCCUUCCUGUCCAUGUGGAUCAGCAACACGGCCACCACAGCUAUGAUGGUCCCCAUCGUCCAGGCGGUUCUGGACCAGCUCAACGGCAACGUCGACCCCGAACCGUCCAACCAGAGACAGAGAAGCAUUGUUGUUCUACACCAGGAGAAAACCAGCAGUGUCCCCCAAAAUAAUGGUCUGAACGGGUCAACACACACACAAGGCAACUCAGAGAAAACCAGCAACCCACAAGACAGUGUGUCCUCUGAGAGGAAAGUGUCUCCAGAGGGUCAGACGGAUGGACAGGAGAUGGUCAAACCAACGCCACAGGACAAGCCUCCAUCAGACUGCACCAACAAAGGGCCUGUGGUGGUGUCGGUGGAGACGGCCUUCGGUCAGAUGGAGCUGGAGGAGCUGAACGACGAAGAAGACGAGAGGAAGAGGAUGAGUAAAGGACUCCUUCUGUGUGUUUGCUACGCCGCCAGCAUCGGAGGCAUCGCCACCCUCACGGGAACGGGACCAAACCUGGUUCUGAUCGGACAGAUGAGCCAACUCUUUCCUCAGAAUGGUGAUGUCAUCAACUUUGCGUCCUGGUUUGCGUUCGCCUUCCCGACCAUGAUGCUGACUCUAACGAUGGCCUGGUUCUGGCUGCAGUUCCUCUUCAUCGGCUGCAACCUAAAGAAGACGUGGGGUUGUGGAGCAGUGAAGUCAGAGAAGGAGAAAGCGGCGUACGAGGUGAUCAGAGACGAACAUCGACGCUUGGGGAAGAUGAGUUAUGGGGAGAAGAGUGUCUUGGCACUCUUCAUCCUCAUGGUGGUGCUGUGGUUCACACGGGAUCCCCGCUUUAUGGACGGCUGGGCCACCCACGUCUUCAACUCCAGGGCAGAGUUCGUCACCGACGCCACUGUCUCUCUGUUUGUUGCCGUUCUGUUGUUCGUUCUUCCUUCUGAGCCGCCGCGCUUCCUCUGCUGCAGGAAGAGCUCCGACACAGAGUCUCAGGUGUCACAUGGCCCCGCCCCUCCUCUGCUCACCUGGCGGGUGACACAGAAGAAGAUGCCGUGGAACAUCGUGCUGCUGCUGGGCGGAGGCUUUGCUCUGGCCAAAGGCAGUGAGGAGUCCGGUCUGUCCCGUUGGCUCGGCGCUCAGAUGACGCCACUCCACUCCAUCCCUCCCUGGGCCAUCGCCGUCGUCCUCUGCCUCCUCAUCGCCACCUUCACUGAAUGUGCCAGCAACGUCGCAACGGCAACCCUCUUCCUGCCCAUCCUGGCCUCCAUGUCCCAGUCCAUAAGUUUGAACCCUCUGUACGUGAUGAUCCCCUGCACACUCAGCGCCUCCUUCGCCUUCAUGCUGCCUGUGGCCACACCCCCAAACGCCAUCGUCUUCUCCUACGGUCUACUGAAAGUGUCUGACAUGGCUCGAGCGGGCGUGGUCAUGAACAUCAUCGGGAUCGGCUGCAUCACUCUCGCCAUCAACAGCUGGGGCCGCGUCAUGUUUGGCCUGGACUCGUUCCCCUCAUGGGCCAACACCACGGCGCCCGUUUGAGAGCGUCUGUUCCUGGAAACACUUUCAGGCUUCAUCACUGAACUGGGGGUGAAAUUUCCAACCAGGGAGUUUUCGUUUUCCUUCAGCAGGUCAUGACUUCUGAUUCUGAGCCGACAGAAACGGCGUCUUCAUGUUCAGAUCUUCUCACCUGGAAUGCAAAGGUUUUUCCCUGAAUGGUUUUUGUCAAAAUUUGGCUGUGAGCCACAAAGACAGUCAAGAAACCCAAACUUUAUUUAUGUAGCACACGUCCUCCAGGGGGCAGCACAGUGUGCCUCACAUUCAUUAAGUCAGUGUGUAUUUGAUUAGAAGAGAGCAGCAUGGUUUAAUUUUUCAGGUCCAACUGUAGAGGCCUCUGUAGGCUUCAGGGCUACACGGGCCUAUGGUGUAUGUUAUGGUGUAGAUUCAAUGCAGAAGUGUAAACCAGGCUUUUGAUUACAACCCCAAUUCCAAAAAAGUUGGGGUGCUGUGUAAAUAUAAAUACAAACAGAAAACAAUGAUUGUCAAAUCUCAUAAACCCAGAUUUGAUUCUUAAUAGAGCAUUAACAACAUAUCAGAUG
Cheilinus undulatus (humphead wrasse) is the source of this 2594-nucleotide messenger RNA. Its product is annotated as solute carrier family 13 member 5-like. Gene Ontology annotation, cellular component: membrane. Gene Ontology annotation, molecular function: succinate transmembrane transporter activity; sodium:dicarboxylate symporter activity; citrate transmembrane transporter activity. The coding region runs from base 109 to 2037 and encodes 642 amino acids. The transcript is spliced from 13 exons. Gene Ontology annotation, biological process: monoatomic anion transmembrane transport; citrate transport. NCBI's taxonomy places the organism in Eukaryota, Metazoa, Chordata, Actinopteri, Labriformes, Labridae. The record is from RefSeq and is a predicted model, not a curated record.